Messenger RNA from Funneliformis mosseae, 358 nucleotides. Lineage: Eukaryota; Fungi; Glomeromycota; Glomeromycetes; Glomerales; Glomeraceae. The record is from the annotation of a GenBank genome assembly.
AUGGUAUCAUGCUCAAUAUUGAAUCUAUUUAACAUUCAAACUCGUUCUACUCAAAUAGCCCCUCUUGAUCAAAAAAUCGACCGAACGUUAACAUUUUUUUGCAACGGCCACGCCACGACUAACGCAUCAACUAAAACCGUAGCUUAUGGACAAUGGCAUAAUAUUCAUGAUACAAACCCAUUAAAUUAUGAAUUUGUCAUAUAUAAAAAUGGGGUUAUGCAUAAGGACUUGUCAGUCAAUAUACAAAGAGAUUUGGUAAUUAAAAAAAAUGAAGCCAAAUUAUUGACCACCUUUGAUGAAUUAGAUUUAAAUGGACCACAAAGUAUUGUUGGAGGAUGUGUAUAUAUAAGUGUUCGAG